Cataglyphis hispanica is the source of this 916-nucleotide messenger RNA. RefSeq names its product COMM domain-containing protein 8-like. The coding region runs from base 267 to 803 and encodes 178 amino acids. Lineage: Eukaryota; Metazoa; Arthropoda; Insecta; Hymenoptera; Formicidae. The record is from RefSeq and is a predicted model, not a curated record. The transcript is spliced from 4 exons.
UCAAACGCGAUUGUAUUAGUUUUCCUAACCUCGGUUGUCGUAGUUGUCAAUCGCGGUUAAAAAUUCCGUUUUUACAAUCAUUGUUUAAAUGUAUCAUUAAUAUCUAAGGUUCUAUAAAAGAAUUUCAUAUCGAUUAAGAAAUAUUGCGAACAAUACAUAAUUAAAAGCUUUAAGAAAUGUGUUUUAUAUCCGGAAAAUCUACUUUCACACUAACAGUGAUAAAACAAUCUUAAUAAACAAAGUGUAUCUUGAAGAAAAUAGCGAUUAUGGAGAGUACUCAAUCAUUGUACCUAAGCCUCUUUAACGAAGACAAAAGCAAUGUCUUGAAAGAACUGUUACAUGCAUGCGUGGACGAAAUCUGUGGUCGUCCAGGACCAUCAUAUCAUAAAUUCAUUAAUAGCAUGGAUUGGAACAAAACAGAAUACGAAGGAAUUUAUAAGCUAAUAUCAUCAUUGUUACGGAAUCCUGCUUCUCUGUAUAUGAUAGAGGAAAAAAUGCCACAAGAAUAUCAUGAAUUACCCGAGCAAGUGCAACAAAACAUUCUUACUUGCUUAAAAGUACGCAGGGAACAUUUAACAAAUGCUUUAUUAAGGAAACAUUACAAAAGGAAGCUACCAACUGUAAUUGAUUUAGAUUGGAGAUUAAAGUUGAUAAUGGGUUCGAGCAAGAUGGCUUCAUUACGGGAAUUCCUUCUUCAGUUAGAUCUAAUAGUCGAAGAUACAGAAUCUCAACAAAUCAUAAAUUUAGAACUGAACAAGGACGAACUAGAUACAGUGAUAAAUGCUUUAGAAGCGAUAGUGUAAUAUAUUUUCUUUUUUUUUUUACAAAUAAAAAAAGUGUCUAUAAACUCUUAGGCAUCAAUAUUAUAAUAAUCAUGGGAUAGAGGUUCUGUGAUGAAAUAAAUGCUUGCCGCUGA